AUGGCACACGGGAACGGCGAGCAUGCUGCCGCCGCCUCCAACGGCUACCCCGCCAAACCCCACUCUUCCGAGCCGACCCCGCGGAGCUUCCACGAUGUGUGCGACGAGCUGCGACAUAGGGUCGACGCCUUCUUGGCCGAGGAGCAGAAGACAGAGGUGUUGCGCAAUGUCCAGGCGCAGCUGCGCGUGUCAAUGGGUGUAGUGGAAGAGGCCUUGGCGAGGUACAGGUGCGUCUGCGCCUAUGUUAGCCCUACUUUUGAAUGCUGA
Molecule: messenger RNA, 267 nt
Organism: Colletotrichum spaethianum
Lineage: Eukaryota; Fungi; Ascomycota; Sordariomycetes; Glomerellales; Glomerellaceae
Exons: 1
Coding region: 1-267 (88 amino acids)
Source: RefSeq, a predicted model, not a curated record